Molecule: messenger RNA, 651 nt
Organism: Neospora caninum
Lineage: Eukaryota; Apicomplexa; Conoidasida; Eucoccidiorida; Sarcocystidae
Product: Receptor expression-enhancing protein 3, related
Exons: 3
Coding region: 1-651 (216 amino acids)
Source: RefSeq, a predicted model, not a curated record
AUGGCAAACAGAAGAGCGAAUCCUCCGAGCUCCAUGGGCGAGGAGUGCCCAACAGUUCAAGUCGGUGGCCUCGAUCUUCAGCGAAUGAUGUCUCACUGGGACACCAAACUCAAUGCGUAUCCUGUGGUUGCCCAAGCGUCUCAUACAGUCGGAAUCCGCCCCUCUAUCCUUUUUGCAUGCUUCUCGGUUUUCCUCCUCUUUUCCCUUGGCUUCGGAUGGGGAGGAGGCAUUGUAUGCGAUUUGACUGGAUUUCUGUACCCAGCUUGGCAAUCCUUCAAGGCCGUUGAGACACCUGGCCGCGACGACGAUAAGCUCUGGCUGACCUACUGGGUCGUCUACGCCGCGUUUUCGCUCCUGGAAUACUUCGUAGACAUCAUUCUGUUCUGGGUCCCCUUUUAUUAUCUGCUCAAGUGUGCAUUCCUCCUGUACCUUUACCUGCCAUGGACUAAGGGUGCGGAGACUAUCUACAACCAGGUGAUUCGCCCCCACCUAUUGGAGCACGAGAAGUCCAUUGAUGGCGCAGUGGAACAAAUUACCCAGGUUGGGGCCUCCGCCGCAGAGGGUUUGCAACAAGCCUUGAACGACGGCGCUACCCUGGUGAAUCAGGCAGCUGGACUGGUUCGUCAGCGGAAACCAGGAGUUGCGCAUUAA